UGCGGAAAGACUUGAGCAUACAAAUGAGAUUGGAGAUUGAGGGGAUACGACAAGAGAUGAGGCAUGGGUUGAGGGAUGAACUCAUUGAAACGUUUAAAGAUGCGGUGUUACCAGCGAUGCUACCGAUAUUGGAUAAGGGUAAGCGGAAAGUAAUGUCAGGGAGCGGAUCAGAUCGGCAUAGCUCCGAAGAGAGUGAUACGAGCGUGACCCAAGAGAUUACCAAGAAGGCGGGAAAGCUAACCAUUGCUGAAAAAAGAAAGAGGGGACCGGAGCCGGUAUUCGAGGACGGCCCACCCAUGGAGCUGUCACCGAAAAGGACUCCAAAGCGAGGGAUGACGAAGCCGAUCAAACUGUGUGCGCGUUUGACCAGAGCGAAGGUCAAGCAAACCGGAGGUAAGAAGCCUUCACCAGUGAAAACACCGCUGUCACGACGCAAGCCGUGCAUGAAGAAGAACACGCCGCUCCCGAAGUCGGUGACUAAAGGCACGCUGGCGCGCUUACGUUUCAAGGAACAGGUGAUGCGCGAGCUGAAGGAUCUGGACGCUGCAGAGCUCCAGCGAAUUUGUAAGGAGGAGGGUGUACCGUACGACAAGAAGGUGGAGGCAAUUUUUGAUAUUGCCGAACGUCGAGCAAACAUAGCCUUCGGAAAGGAGGAUGUCACUCACGGAGAGAUCAUCGUGGUGGGAUCAGAGACUUGCGGGGAAACUGCCGCUGAAGGAGAACAGUACUGGAACCUCAGUGUAUCGCAAUUAUGGUGACUUUGCAGAAUUUUGACUCGUUUUCGAUGUAAAUCCUUUGCUGUGAAUCGUAGGACUGAGCGCUUGUUGAGGAUUGUGAUUUUAUCA
Molecule: messenger RNA, 845 nt
Organism: Chara braunii
Lineage: Eukaryota; Viridiplantae; Streptophyta; Charophyceae; Charales; Characeae
Source: the annotation of a GenBank genome assembly